AUGCCGCAGCGCCGGCGGCUGCUGCUGUUGCUCCGAAACUUGGCCUUUUCGAAGCUUUUCAAACCCAAAAACUGCCUCGAACUGCAACCAAAGUCCACCAGCUUCUCUCAGAAACAGCCCAAGUGGACCACUGGUCACGGGGCCCUCGUGACCCGCGCCGCCGGCUUUCCCAGGGCCACCGCGCCACAAGAACCACUGGGCCAGCAGCAGCUGCAGCAGCAGCAACAGCAGCAGCAGCAGCGAAGCUCAGCGUCUGCUAAUCAUGUUUUGCUAAUCUUUUUUCAUGAAUAUGUUUAUUCGCGCAAUCGCAACCCGCGCGAUCCUGUAGUUCCCACUUUGAAUUCGGAGUCGCUUUCCAGAAAGCUGAAUUUCACAAGUCUAGACCAGCGGUUGGGAAGCUCGCAUCGCACUGCUCAACUGCUUCUGCAUUUUUUCCUCGUGUACCUUCGUUUUAAGUGGGAGCGCCGCAAGGGCGUCGUUGAUUCGCAUGCGAUCGUCUACGUAGCGUUUCCCGAAUUCAGUUUUUCCGCGGAGUCCGAAUACCGUUUUCAACGGAGCCCGAAUUCAGUUUUCAAGGGAGUCGAGUUCCACUUUCAAAGGAGUCGAGUUCCACUUUCAAAGGAGUCGAGUCCAGACUUCGAAGGAGUCGACUUCAACUUUCGGAGGAGUCAAGUUCAACUUUCAAAGGAGGCGAAUUCAACUUUCAAAGAAGUCGAAUUCAACUUCACGUCCGCCAAGAUGUUUGCGCGGUGGAGGCCCAUCAGCAACUUGGCAAAGGCCGGAGUGGAAAUGGUGUCUCCGGCUCCGGGGAGCGCAGCAGAGGCCCGGCAGCAGGCGCUGGGCUGCGUGCCGGAGAAGUUUUUGCGGAAAGCUUAUUACUUUUGUCUGAUUCAAUCGGCUCCAACUCCCUUCACGUUUGUGUUUCGGGAGAACGGCGAGUACAUAAUUGGCUGCAGCUGCACGCAGAGCGCUGCAGGUUCGCUGCAGCCGGUGCCCGCGGGCCCCUUCGCCGAGUACCGCAGCAGCUGCAGCAGCAGCAGCAGCAGCAGCUGCAGCUACCUGCGGGUGAAGAUCCGCGACAGGAACAUUUCGGUGCGCCAGAGCGUGCCCGCGGGGGCCCCCUUCGCGGAGGGCAGCUGCGGGACUUGGAACUUUUUUCGAGAAACUCCCAAGGGCUUUGAAGUUUUCAGCCAUGUGGACUCUGCGGAAAACUGCAGCUUCCGCGUGGUGCCGCGGUCGGGACUUCGCGGGAAACUCCCAACGGGGCCCCCAGGGCCCCCAGGGGCCCCCCGGGGGCCCCCCGACUCGGACUCGAGCGCAGCGGAGACGGAGACCUUCACGGAGUACGAAGUCUCGGUGAGCCGGCGCUUCGAAGUGCUGCUGGAGCUGCGGCUGGGGAAGGGCGGCAACGGCGAAGUCUUUCUGGGGAUUGACCGGCGGCAGGGCAUGCCCGUGGCCAUCAAGAGAGAACCCAAAGAAAUGCUGAGACACGAAUUUGGCCUCAUUCAAGAAGUGCGGCUGCGGGGGCCCCUGCUCGCCUACAAAGCCCAAGACCCCCACCCCUCCCGCUUCCUGGGCCUGGUGACGCACUCCGUCGCUCUCGAAGUGGGGAACUCCGCAGUGGCUGCUGCGGUCGCUCACCACAGCGCUCUCGGGGACGCUCACGACCACAUGGCCCUCGAGCUGGUGGGCGGCGGCGAACUCCGCAAAGUGCUCAAGUCCAAGUUCCUGAAGGGAAUGCCCCUCGACAUGGCCAGGGCCUACGUCUACCAGAUCGUCUGCUCCCUCGUCCUCAUCCACUCCAAACAAGUCAUCCACAGAGACCUCAAAACCCAAAACAUUCUCGUCCGCCACGGCGAAACUUUCCAAAACGACGAACUCAAGAUCAUCGACUUCGGAAACAGCGUAAAAGUCAAACCCGGAACUGUCUUGACCAAAAACUACACCACUUGCUUCGCAUGCGCGCCCGAGCAGUUCCUCCCUUCCGAAAGGGGGUACAGCUUCGGCGUCGACGUCUGGGCCGUCGGAACCAUUUUCUUCGAACUGCUCACCGGCGACCGUCUUUUCGAGUGUCUCAACAUCCACGAAGCUGCGCGGCAGAUCCCCGCCUUCCGAGAAAAGCAGGUCACCGACCGCCUCCCCUGCCUCCGGCAAGACGCGAAGGAGUUCUUGCUGAAGUGCCUGACUCGAGACCCGCAGAAACGGCCCACGGCGCUGCAGCUGCUGACAACUCCGUUUCUGUUUCCCCUGCACCUCCACCAAAUCCGAAGACGCGUCGAAACCACCGACGUGUACAACACGUACAUGCGGGCCUUCGAGAAGGGCUGGGGAAACCUGACGCCCAUGAAGGAACUCUGCAUGAUGGAAAACUUGUUUUACGACGAGAACUGCCGCGCCUUCGUCUCGCAGCACUCCACCUCGGAGGCAGUGAACGUGGUCUUGCCCGUCUUCGAGUGCGUGCCCGACUUCCAAUCGCAAGAUCACCCCAUGGAGAUUCAAAACUGGAUUCUGGCGAGCGACGCCUCCUUUUACUUUGCGCCGGCGAAGCUGGAGGAGCCGCUCGAAGAGCCGGAGGGCCUUUCAUCCUGCGGCUCCUUUUCCAAAAACACUUCCGUCAACAGCUUCACCUCCACCGGCACUUCUCCGGAACUCGAGGACAGCUGCUUGCACUCCGGACUCGACAAACUAAUUCCCAUUGGCCACUUCUACCCCCCGCCCCAGAGCCUCUCCCUCUGCGGCCACGCCCUCCCCAAGCGCAGCUCCACCUGCUCCACCACUUCUUUCGAGUCUCCCCUCGCCGGCGCUCCUCACUAUGAAGAAGUGGACCCCCUGGGGGGCAGCACUGACUCCCUGUAG
This is a messenger RNA of Eimeria tenella, 2856 nucleotides long. RefSeq lists its product as uncharacterized. The coding region runs from base 1 to 2856 and encodes 951 amino acids. Gene Ontology annotation, molecular function: ATP binding; protein serine/threonine kinase activity. Gene Ontology annotation, cellular component: cytoplasm; autophagosome. Lineage: Eukaryota; Apicomplexa; Conoidasida; Eucoccidiorida; Eimeriidae. The transcript is spliced from 6 exons. Gene Ontology annotation, biological process: autophagosome organization; protein autophosphorylation; autophagy. The record is from RefSeq and is a predicted model, not a curated record.